This is a messenger RNA of Brachypodium distachyon (stiff brome), 940 nucleotides long. RefSeq lists its product as uncharacterized. The transcript is spliced from 4 exons. Bases 240 to 761 code for a protein of 173 amino acids. NCBI's taxonomy places the organism in Eukaryota, Viridiplantae, Streptophyta, Magnoliopsida, Poales, Poaceae. The record is from RefSeq and is a predicted model, not a curated record.
UCUUGACUUCUUGAGGACCAUGAUGCCAAAGCUGAAGCAUAGGUGAAUCUAUUCUUCUCUUCUUCUUUUUUGCGGGGCCGAGACGCGGCCGGAAGAACUCGUCGGAGCUGUCUACUCUGACAACCUUGGUCCGUGGAGGCGCCGAGAGCUCGAGACCACCUGGUGGCCCCUGCACCCCCUUGCCAGCCGCCCGCCGGUCGGGGUGUUCGUCGUCCUGGUUCUCCGAACGGUGGCGGCGCAUGCGCCGCGGCAGCCGCGGCCGAGGUGUUAAUGCCCCGCCGCAGCUGACACUGUGCCCGCGCUGCCGCCGUGGCGAAGCAGAGCGAUGUCCUCACCUGGCACUAGAAGGGCACGGACGCGGAGCAGCCGUCAACGCCAAGGUCAAGCAAGCGCGCAUCAGCUGGGCAAAGGUACGGCCGCCCUCCUCGCUUUCCAGGAAGUUUCAAUCUCCCGUCGCACCUGUCCUCUUUUCUCAAUCCGCCGACUCCGCGUCGCCACGACCUCGCGGUCUUACGAUGACCUCCCAACUUCCCUCCACCUACCUGCUCUGCUCCACAGUCCACACACCACAGAGCCGGUUUUGGGGGGCGUGUGCUCUCUCUGGUUUCAGUUCGCUGGAUACCACCGGAGGAUCUACCGAACUUCAAUUAAUUGUUAAGAUCCAAGUGUUCCGUCGGCCGGAAAAAAGUCUUCAUUUUUCCCUGGAUGUUGCUUCAUAUUGUAGUCAUGUUAAUCCUGGUCAAACCAAGGAAUUUUGCUGACAACUGAUAUUUGAGAACAUUGUCUCGAAAUGGUGUUUGUGUUGGUUAUCAGUGAACAAACAGAACAAACUAUACUCCCCUUCUAUUUAGGAGUGUUCCAUAGCUUUGAUUAAAAGUCCUUUUCUUGUAAAAAACUCUUUUGCAAAUGUACUCCCUCCGAUUCAUAAUAAAGCUGCCUU